AUGCGCCUUUACGCCCUCCUCUUCACCCUUCUGUCGUCCACCCUACUAGUAGCCUACACCCCGCUGUCCAACCUCCUCCUCCAAUCUCUGCCGGCCCCUUCCACCUCCGACUACGACCCCAAAACCGGUCCUCUCCUCUCGCCCCUCCUAAUCCCCCGCGUCCCGGGAACAGAAGGCCAGAUCAAGGCGCAAGAGCACUUCCUCACUUUCUUCCGCACCCACCUCCCACACUGGGAGAUCCUCUGGCAGAACUCGACCUCCACCACACCCGCGACGGGGGACAGGAAGCUGCCGUUCGCGAACAUCAUUCUCCGGCGAGAACCGCCAUGGACCAGAAAGAGAGGCCCGGGAACCGCGGGGUUCUUAACGCUGGUUGCGCAUUAUGACAGCAAGAUUACACCGUCCGGGUUCAUCGGGGCGACGGACAGUGCCGCGCCGUGCGCCAUGCUGAUGGAUGUUGCGCGCCAGGUGGAUGGGUAUUUGGAUCGGAUGUGGGCUGCGGUGGAGCAAAAAGAUCCCAGGGAGAGGGAGGAUGUGGGAGUGCAGAUCCUGCUGCUGGACGGGGAGGAGGCAUUCGUGAGUUGGUCCGAUACGGAUAGUCUGUACGGGUCCAGGUCGCUCGCCGAGGAGUGGGAGGGCACGGUGUAUCCGGCCAUGUCGACGUUCCGGAACCCGCUGCGGCAGAUCAGCCUGUUUGUGCUGCUGGAUCUGCUGGGCGCCGCCAACCCCGCGGUACCAUCGUAUUUCCAGAGCACCCACUGGGCGUAUCAGCGCAUGGCUGCGCUCGAGGGCCGCCUGCGCCAGAUGGGCAUGUUGGAGAGCCAACCCCCCGACGGCAAACCGUUUCUGCCGGAGAGCGGCAAGAUGGCGACGGAAUUCGGCGCAAAUUUCGUCGGCGACGAUCAUGUGCCUUUCAUGAGGAGGGGUGCCCCCGUGCUGCACCUCAUUCCUUCACCCUUUCCGAAAGUGUGGCACACGAUGGAUGAUGAUGGGGAUCACUUGGACAUCCCAACCGUCAAAGACUGGACACGCAUUGUCACGGCAUUCACACUGGAAUGGAUGGACACGACAGCGCUCCCGGGUACUCGGCCAAGUCCCCUCCUCAAGACCACGACCGCUGGCAGCGUGCUGUUUGGUCCCCGAGCCACAUCUCACCUUCGACCGCCGCCGGUCGCCCGCUUCGCUAUUUACAACAGUCCCGAUCGCACGGAUUCACACCGUCGUACAGAAGCCAUGGACGGCAAAAGGCACGCCGCCUCCUUCCAGCAACUGGAGAAGCUCGGCGAGGGGACAUACGCAACUGUUUUUAAAGGCCGCAACCGCCAGACGGGUGAGCUGGUCGCUCUCAAGGAAAUCCAUCUGGACUCCGAGGAGGGCACCCCAAGCACGGCGAUUCGCGAAAUAUCCCUUAUGAAAGAGCUGAAGCACGAGAACAUUGUCGCCCUUCACGAUGUCAUCCACACCGAGAACAAGCUGAUGCUGGUCUUUGAAUACAUGGAUUGCGAUCUCAAGAAGUACAUGGACACAAAAGGCGACAGGGGCGCGCUUAAGCCCCCCGUCAUCAAGUCGUUCAUGUACCAGCUGCUCAAAGGGAUCGACUUCUGCCACAGGAACCGCGUGCUUCAUCGAGACUUAAAGCCGCAAAACCUCUUGAUCAACACCAAGGGUCAGCUCAAGCUGGGAGAUUUCGGCCUUGCCAGGGCAUUCGGCAUCCCUGUCAAUACCUUCUCGAAUGAGGUGGUGACACUCUGGUACCGGGCGCCGGACGUUCUGCUCGGUAGUAGGACAUAUAACACGAGCAUCGACAUCUGGUCCGCGGGCUGCAUCAUGGCCGAGAUGUUCUCGGGAAGACCUCUGUUUCCUGGCACGACCAAUGAGGACCAGAUCAUCCGCAUCUUUCGUAUCAUGGGGACCCCGACCGAGAGGACUUGGCCAGGCUUGUCGCAGUUUCCCGAGUACAAGACAACGUGGCAAUUGUAUGCAACGCAGCCGCUCAGCAGCAUCCUGCCUCAGAUCGACCCGCUCGGCAUCGAUCUGCUCCAGCGCAUGUUGCAGCUCCGGCCGGAGCUCCGCAUCUCUGCGUCCGAAGCCCUGACGCACCAGUGGUUUGCCGAUCUGCUUGUGGGCCAACCGGGGCCAAAGCAGCAUCCACAGCACCCUCAGUCACAGCAGAUGAUGCACCCUCAAGCAGGAUACCAGCCUGUGCCAAGCCAGGGCAACUACGGUGGCGGUUACUAG
Messenger RNA from Chaetomium strumarium, 2238 nucleotides. Its product is annotated as kinase-like domain-containing protein. Gene Ontology annotation, biological process: protein phosphorylation. The record is from RefSeq and is a predicted model, not a curated record. NCBI's taxonomy places the organism in Eukaryota, Fungi, Ascomycota, Sordariomycetes, Sordariales, Chaetomiaceae. The transcript has 3 exons. Bases 1 to 2238 code for a protein of 745 amino acids. Gene Ontology annotation, molecular function: glutaminyl-peptide cyclotransferase activity; protein kinase activity; ATP binding.